This is a messenger RNA of Protopolystoma xenopodis, 567 nucleotides long. Lineage: Eukaryota; Metazoa; Platyhelminthes; Monogenea; Polystomatidea; Polystomatidae. The record is from the annotation of a GenBank genome assembly.
AUGGAGGUGCCCGAUAUCUCCCACUUGAGUUCGAAUGCUAAACGUAUGCAAACCGCUGAGGCCAUGGGUUGGCUUACAUGUGAUACAGCCUUGGCUAAAUCUGUAAAAUUAUAUGAAGUUAUUGAGGCGGAAUUUGUCUUGCUCGCAACAUGCGUUAGUGACGUCGAGAAAAUGUGCUCAGAAUUCAAAUCCAUAAGCGUGCAAAUCACUGAACUGUUUCAUCAACUUGUUAUCAAGCGCGAUAAUCAGCACCCACAUCCGGAUUUUGUAUGUGCUACAUUUUCGUGGCCACCCUUACUUGAAGAGCUUGAUCGUAUGUCAUGCCGGCUAGAUAACGAUUUGAAACUAAGAAGCUGGUUAGUCUUUCAGCUAUCUGGUUAUUAUCCGACUAGAACCCGGUCUGUUAACUCAUCUAAUGAUCUUAUUUCAUCUCCCAAGACGAGCUCGUAUGCGGUGAAGCUUCAUCAACUUAGUAUGUUUUCAAGGCAUUUGAAUAAUUUGCUUAGCUGGGACCUCCUCUCAGCAAUGACCGACAAUCUUCUACACUCGCUUGACUCUGCGCCUUAA